ACAGAUAUACAGUUUGUCUUCCUUUAAGCGAAUAAAAGUUAGAUACAGCGAUUCGCUGUGAACGUUCUCAAUUCAUCCAGACAAACGUGAAGGCAAUGACGAGCUUUGCUAGCAUUCUGUUUGCUAUCGCAGCUCUGUCUGUUAACUGCGAAGACAUUAUUGUACCGUCAACUGAAAAUAUUUUCGAAAUUCAGCAUUCAAACGUCCUGCCAAUGACAUUAAAGUGUCCUUUUCCCAGACACAAAUACAUUGAAAUACGUGGCGUGACACUAAUGAACGGCUCUGAUAUCCUAAUAGCAAGUUCUCUGGCGCCAAAUAUCGAGCGUCUUUCCAACGAGGAAUGUCUCGCGUCUCUCGUUCAAACAAACGGUAAACCAGCAAAAUGCGAGGUGUCGAUGAACGCGUUGCCUCAGGAUGGCUCCAUUGAUCACAUGGAUAAAGUAGUGACAUUUGAUUGUAGGAAGAAGGGUCAGGGAGACUCAUCUGGCGCAGAGAAAACUAUUUCCAAGGAAAAAGGGACAAUAAACAUCAAAUGCGACAACAAGGAGGCAGUCCCAGAAAUAAUCGAUAUCUCGUUGGCCAACCAGGGCAGUGUUGACGUGGUUUCGAUCAGUGCAAAAUGCAGCAUGGAAAACAUUGACAACAUGGCCAAGGGAAAGGGGGGAGGUCAUUGUCAGAUCAAGAGAGAUGGUGAUCUCAACAAGAGCAAGAUGACGGUCAAAUACAAGUGCAGUGAGCCGCCCAAAAGGGAAGUCGAGGAAUUUGUUCCAGGAAAUGGGAAUAAAGGAAAUGGAAACAGAGGCAGGAAAAAAUGAGAACUGUGAUAUGAUGAAGUGUAAGUUAGUGCACAGUGUGAUAACAUUGUAACAAUACUGAAAUAAAAGCUUGUUAGUAUUUGUAGAACAAAAUAAAUCAAAAAUA
Molecule: messenger RNA, 921 nt
Organism: Dendronephthya gigantea
Lineage: Eukaryota; Metazoa; Cnidaria; Anthozoa; Malacalcyonacea; Nephtheidae
Exons: 5
Coding region: 96-815 (239 amino acids)
Source: RefSeq, a predicted model, not a curated record